This is a messenger RNA of Cherax quadricarinatus, 7788 nucleotides long. RefSeq names its product oxoglutarate dehydrogenase Nc73EF (gene Ogdh). Gene Ontology annotation, cellular component: oxoglutarate dehydrogenase complex; mitochondrion. Gene Ontology annotation, biological process: tricarboxylic acid cycle. Lineage: Eukaryota; Metazoa; Arthropoda; Malacostraca; Decapoda; Parastacidae. The record is from RefSeq and is a predicted model, not a curated record. Gene Ontology annotation, molecular function: thiamine pyrophosphate binding; oxoglutarate dehydrogenase (succinyl-transferring) activity.
UUAUCUUUGCAAAUGAGAUCGUGAAAGAAAAGUGUUCUCUCUCACACGGAAAAAGGAAAAGAGUGUUUUAGGGAUGUGGGUGUGAUAUGUCCAGGUGAUGGUGUAUCAACACUUGUAAAUAUACUUCUGGCAGGUGUCCAAGUGUCACAAAUGUGUUUUUGGGGGCCAGUGUGUGUGCCGGCUUUCCUGCUCCAUAUCUUAGCAAGUUAUACAUGAAAGUGGCAGUGUAAAAAUGACAUUAUCGACAGAAAUGUGAAAGGUUGAACGUUUGUGUCGUCCUUGGCAGCCAGCUGCCCCGGCUACCUCUUGCUAUAACUUGGAACCCUCAUCAAAAUGAAUAGGGCACGUGUAUUGUCACAUUUGUUGUCACGGGUACCACCAAGGGCUCCUCGGGCAACAACACAAGCCUUGGCUCUGGGUGGCUCACGAUGUAAGGCUUCAGCCCCACCUGCACCAAAUGCUCUCGCUGCUGAACCUUUUCUGAAUGGCUCUUCCUCCAAUUAUGUAGAAGAAAUGUACAAUGCCUGGCUUCAGGAUCCUAAAAGUGUACAUCAGUCAUGGGAUACAUUUUUCCGAAAUACAUCUUCUGGUGCAACUCCAGGACAGGCAUACACAGCACCACCUUCACUAGCCGAGCCCUCACCACAUCACGUGCCCCUUUCAUCCAUAGCCCCUGCCAUAACUCCUGCCAUUAGUGAUACACAGCUCACAGACAGUGUUAUUGAUGACCAUUUGGCAGUGCAGGGUAUCAUCAGAGCAUACCAGGCACGUGGCCAUUUGAUUGCUGCGCUGGAUCCUCUUGGAAUUGAUCGAGAAGCACUAGCAGAACGCCCUCCAUCCACGUUGCCCAGCAGAAUUGUAGUGCGCAACUAUUUUGAUUCAAUUGAUGAAUCUGAUAUGGAGCGUUCAUUUAAGCUGCCCAUGUCGACUUUUGUUGGCUUGAACGAGAAGACCCUUCCAUUGAAGGAGAUUAUCAAAAGACUAGAGGAUGCAUAUUGUCGCUCUAUAGGUGUUGAAUUCAUGUUCAUCAACUCAUUAGAACAGUGCAACUGGAUUCGUCAGAAGUUUGAAACGCCAGGAAUCAUGGCCAUGAAUCAACAAGAUAAGAGACUUUUGCUAGCAAGAUUAACCAGAUCUCAUGGAUUUGAAGGUUUUUUGGCUCGGAAGUUCUCUUCAGAAAAACGCUUUGGUCUCGAAGGCUGUGAAAUUUUGAUUCCUGCUAUGAAACAGGUCAUUGAUCGUUCAACUUCUCUGGGAGUUGAAAGUUUUGUGAUGGGUAUGCCACAUAGAGGACGACUAAAUGUGCUGUCGAAUGUGUGCCGCAAACCACUUGAACAUAUCUUUACACAGUUUGCUGGCUUAGACACUGGUGAUGAGGGUUCUGGGGAUGUUAAAUAUCACUUAGGCACAUACCAAGAACGUUUGAACCGUGUUACAAAUAAGAACAUUCGUUUAGCAAUUGUUGCUAACCCGUCCCACCUGGAAGCAGUUGAUCCAGUUGUUCAGGGAAAGACUCGUGCUGAACAGUUCUAUCAUGGUGAUUCUGAGGGAAACAAGGUGUUGUCAAUAUUGCUUCAUGGAGAUGCUGCAUUUUCUGGCCAAGGUAUUGUCUAUGAAACUUUCCACUUAUCCGAACUGCCAGAAUAUACAACCCAUGGCACAAUUCACAUUGUUGUGAACAAUCAAAUUGGUUUUACUACUGACCCUCGAAUGUCUCGAUCAUCUCCAUAUUGUACUGAUGUUGCCCGUGUUGUGAAUGCUCCCAUUUUCCAUGUCAACGCUGAUGAUCCAGAAGCUGUUAUGCAUGUUUGUAAUGUGGCUUCAGACUGGCGUCACACUUUCCAUAAGGAUGUAGUUAUUGAUCUGGUCUGCUAUCGGCGCAACGGCCACAAUGAAAUUGAUGAGCCGAUGUUUACACAGCCCCUGAUGUAUAAUAGAAUUAGAAAACUGAAGCCAGUUCUUGAACUGUAUGCAGAAAAGCUUAUUAAGGAAGGAGUGGUAACAGCAGAGGAAGUGAAGGAAGUGAAAGAUAAAUAUGAAAAGAUUCUUGAGGAAGCUUUCACAUCAGCAAAGUCAGAGACGCGUGUCUUCAACAAGCACUGGAUUGAUUCUCCGUGGUCUGGCUUCUUUGAGGGAAAAGAUCCACUGAAAGCCACCCCAACUGGUAUCCAUGAGGACACUAUUACUCAUAUUUGUAAACGUUUUGCAAGUGCGCCACCUAAUGCUAGUGAUUUUGUGAUUCAUCGUGGUCUGCAGCGUAUCUUAAGCAGCCGCAUGGAAAUGAUUCAGGCACGUACUGUGGACUGGGCAAUGGGUGAAGCUGUUGCAUUCGGGUCCUUGUUAAAGGAAGGUAUCCACGUGCGACUUUCAGGCCAGGAUGUAGAAAGAGGAACCUUCUCACAUCGUCACCACAUUCUUCAUCAUCAAAAGAUGACAAAUGACACUCCAGUGGAUAAAUCUCAGUACAAUUCUCUAGCAAACUUGUACCCAGAUCAAGCCCCAUACACAGUGUGCAACUCUUCACUGUCUGAGUAUGCAGUCUUGGGCUUUGAGCUGGGAUUCUCCAUGACUAAUCCCAAUGCUUUGGUGCUCUGGGAGGCGCAGUUCGGAGACUUCAACAACACAGCACAAUGCAUCAUUGACCAGUUCAUAUCUUCUGGACAGUCAAAAUGGAUUAGGCAGACUGGUCUUGUCUUAAUGUUACCUCAUGGUUUGGAAGGAAUGGGUCCUGAGCACUCAAGUGCCCGCCUUGAACGGUUCUUACAGAUGACCUCUGAUGAUCCUGAUGUUCUUCCUGCAUUCUCAAGUGACUUUGCAAUCAGACAGUUGUCCGACAUUAACUGGAUUGUUGCUAACUGUUCUACGCCAGCCAACUUGUUCCACAUCCUUCGACGACAGAUAGCUCUUCCUUUCCGAAAGCCACUGAUUCUCAUGACUCCCAAGUCUCUUCUUAGACACCCAGAUGCUAAAUCCUCCUUUGAUGAAAUGGUGGAGGGUACUGAAUUCCAGAGAAUAAUCCCAGAGAAAGGCAUAGCAGCAGAGAAUCCAGCAGGUGUGAAACGGCUAAUCUUCUGCUCAGGCAAGGUUUACUACGACCUCAUUGCUGCUCGCAGGGAAGCUGGUAUUGAGGAUAAGGUCGCCAUUACCAGAGUGGAGCAGAUUGCUCCAUUCCCAUAUGAUUUGGUAAAGCAGGAAUGUGAUAAGUAUCCAGAUGCUGAUUUGGUAUGGUCACAAGAAGAGCACAAAAACAUGGGUUCAUGGUCAUACAUUCAGCCACGCAUAGCUACUGCGCUUAAUCACGAAAGACAUAUUUCCAAAUGUGACAAGGUCGAGAAAGACUCAGAGGGCCUCGAGUCUCAGUCUUGGUAUGAAUAUUGGUUCCCUUGGCUCUUCCCAACCUCGAGCCAAACAGAAGUCUCCGUCCCAUCUAAAAGCGAUACUCCAGUAGCUUCUGAUACCAGAGUGUUGAGGUAUGCUGGACGUCCUGUUUCUGCAUCACCUGCUACUGGCAACAAGAAGACCCACACGCGAGAGGUGAAGCAGCUCCUGGAAGAUUCUCUUGCUCUGUGAAAUACAUGUUAGUCACCUGGAAUCACAAUAGGAAUUCUAAAGUGUGCUGUAAAACCUCUUUAAUUUACUAUAAUUAUUCCUUAGAAUAUUUGAAACUAAUCCUAAGUUUUUCAUAACAUCACCUCUUAAAGAUUUUCAGCAAGAUACUGAUCAAAAUCUGAUUGUAGCAUAAACUGGCCCAAGGCUGGGCUCUGGGAGUAUAAAAUCUCUGAGCUCAACAAAGAUAUAAAGGCAUAUGUUCAGCUAUUUAUUUUAUAAUAAAUUUAAAAUGUCUUGCUAAUAAUAAAAUGAAAGCUGUGUUCUAUAUAAAGUUUUAUGUAUAUACUGUAUAUAACUUGAGAGUUCAAGAAAUUGUCAUUUUUAUUAUUCUCGUUAUCAUAAAUUAAAAAGGUUUUACUUUGAUUAGAUAGAUAAUGGUUUGUUUAAAAUGGAACAAAACAUUGAGAGAGAUUGAAAUAUUUUUUAAUUUUAUGUCUCCAGGCAAGAAUUAAAAAAUAACCAAACUAUUUUCUUAAAUUAAGAGAAAUAUUUAUGCUUAUAAGAUAGUUGUGAUUGGCCAGUUUGGCAUUGGUGAGGGUUACAAUUUUAAGUGAAGCAUACAGUACUUAGCACCAAAAACAAUAAUGAUGGUUCUUAAGCCAGGUGGAAGCUGAAGGAAUUAGUCAUUAUUGCGAUUGAAAAAUGAAUAUGAAAAUUUUUAGUAAUUAAUAAAGUUCACAGUAGGAAUACAUUUUUAGUAAUUAACCAUUUUUGUAGAUAUUUGUUCUGUUAAGAGUGUAGUAACUGUAUAAAUUGUAAUAUCUGUGGAGAAGUGUAAAUAAUACAACAGACAGUGCAGCAGUCUCACACCCUUCCAAGUAGGUUAUUACCAAGUGACAAGGCUUAAUUAAUAUGUUUCUUCUUUCAUUGGUAUUUCUUCACAGUAGUAGUAGUAGUAGUAGUAUAUCAAUGCAGUUUAUUGUUGUAGAUAUGUUCCUUACCUGAGAGAAACCUGAGAAAAUAAAUAUUUUGUGAGGCUAAAUUUAGAUUAUUAGUUUUUUAAUUUUGGUUGCAUCCUGAGUAAGAAGCCCAAGUAGUGUAAGGUCAGAGCCAGUAGUGAUAAGUUCUGCACAUAGUGGAGAGUGCACUCUGGCCAGCUCUCUUGCACCUGGUUACAAGGGUGAGAUGUCAAAAAGAUGGAGUAACACAUGCAGAGAAUGUUAUAACAUUUUAAUUUGUGAUGAAACUUUUCACAAAGCAAAACACUGUCACAAAAGUUUGCCUUGCAUGUGUGUUUUACCCCAUCUCUUAUACCUAAGAUCUAACCUCAAGUGACACUUCAUGUAUGCACCACACUUACCUUUUAUGCUAGGCUAUCCCCAAAGGCUCGUGUAUAUAUAUACAUAUAUAUAUAUGUAUAUAGGUAGUAGGUUGGUAGACAGCAACCGCCCUGGGAGGUACUACCGUCCUGCCAAGUGAGUGUAAAACGAAAGCCUGUAAUUGUUUUACAUGAUGGUAGGAUUGCUGGUGUCCUUUUUUCUGUCUCAUGAACAUGCAAGUUUUCAGGUACGUCUUGCUACUUCUACUUACACUUAGGUCCCACUACACAUACAUGUACAAGCACAUAUAUACACACCCCUCUGGGUUUUCUUCUAUUUUCUUUCUAGUUCUUAUUCUUGUUUAUUUCCUCUUAUCUCCAUGGGGAAGUGGAACAGAAUUCUUCCUCCGUAAGCCAUGCGUGUUGUAAGAGGCGACUAAAAUGCCGGGAGCAAGGGGCUAGUAACCUCUUCUCCUGUAUAUAUUACUAAAUGUAAAAGGAGAAACUUUCGUUUUUCCUUUUGGGCCACCCCGCCUCGGUGGGAUACGGCCGGUGUGUUGAAAGAAAGAAAGAAAGAUAUAUGUAUAUAGGUAGUAGGUUGGUAGACAGCAACCGCCCUGGGAGGUACUACCGUCCUGCCAAGUGAGUGUAAAACGAAAGCCUGUAAUUGUUUUACAUGAUGGUAGGAUUGCUGGUGUCCUUUUUUCUGUCUCAUGAACAUGCAAGAUUUCAGGUACGUCUUGCUACUUCUACUUACACUUAGGUCACACUACACAUACAUGUACAAGCACAUAUAUACACACCCCUCUGGGUUUUCUUCUAUUUUCUUUCUAGUUCUUAUUCUUGUUUAUUUCCUCUUAUCUCCAUGGGGAAGUGGAACAGAAUUCUUCCUCCGUAAGCCAUGCGUGUUGUAAGAGGCAACUAAAAUGCCGGGAGCAAGGGGCUAGUAACCUCUUCUCCUGUAUAUAUUACUAAAUGUAAAAGGAGAAACUUUCGUUUUUCCUUUUGGGCCACCCCGCCUCGGUGGGAUACGGCCGGUGUGUUGAAAGAAGAAAGAAGAUAUAUAUGUAUAUAUAUAAUUGUAAUCAUAGUUUUAACUUAUUAUUAAUCUAUAAAUAUCUCAAAGAAAGAUCUAAAGAACACUUCACUAUUAGUCUGUAUUAAGGUUGUCUACCCAUGCAAGGUAACUGAUAAGUGUGGGAAUUAGGAUCAAGACUAGAUCAUUUUGAUGUCAUAUUUUGUUAAAAGUCACGUUAAUAUCUGUUAAUGUGCCCAUUUUCGGUGUGUGUUAAUGUAACUUAUGUUUUUGUUUAAAGGCAGUAACUUGAUACACUAUAACUUUUAAGUUCAUUCAAUGUAUUUAAAAUAUGUAUUGUUAUAAGUAUUGCUUGGAUAAUAGAAGAUUGGGCAAACUUGUUCAGGACUGCUGCUUGAAAUGUUUCUGAUGAGGCCAUCUCAGUUGUUUUACAAACAUACAAGAAAUUGUGAGAAGCUUUAGUGCCACAAGAUAAUUAUUUUGCAAGUUUUUAAUUUCUUUAGAAACUUCCAAGUAGAAGCAGGAGAAAUAAUAUCCCUCAGUUUUACUCAAGGUUUUAUUUAAAUGGAUUAACUUGGUGGGGAAGGACUUAAACCCCACUAAAUUCCUUUAUUUUAAAGUACACGUCUAAUUUUAUAAUUGCUUGGCCAUAUUUACUGCAUUGUCUUCUGCAUUGCUCAGCUGUGACUCGUAAGACUACCUAAUAUUGAUUCACCAAUGCUUGAGCACCCAAUGGCAAAACUUACUAUUGUUCUGGACUGUUACCAGGACUGAUGAUGGUGACACUGUUUGUGUGAAAUGUUUUUGCUAAACACAACUUUUUACUUUAAAUCUCCUGGUGGUAAUAUUUUAAAUUCUGAUUUAAAUAGCACCGCUAGUGUAUCUACCUGAUUUUAAAAAAUUACCAUUGUAGAAAAUUAAUUUGAAUGAACUUAUCAGUAGCUCAUUGGCAGCAGUAUAGUAAGACAUGUAAUUCAGCUACAGUUUAGCUAACCUUUGUUAUUGGUACAUCACUUGAAUGAGAUUAAUAUUUCUAGUAAAACUACUAGUGUUUGAAAUUAUUCUGUAUAUGUAAGAAAUUGUUUUUAUGGAUCAUGAAAUUCUGAAACAAAUACAUAUAUUAAGUUGAGAUCUUAAUAAGCUUAAUGCUUUGGAUGUUAAAAAAUUAAACCCUCUGAUAAUACAGUUUAUCCCUAUUUUCCAUUUUACAUAUAAUUUUGAGAAACUUUGAGAAAUACUUUUGAGGUGAACUACCGGUAAAAUUCUUGCUUCUCAAUCUGUGCCUCGUCAAUACUAUAAACUUUGCUUGUAUAGAAUUUAACUAUCCAUGAAAACCAUUUUAGUGAAUUCUCCAUUUUUUUGUUUAAAUAUCUUAUAUGAAUCAGCUAUGAAUGCUGAUGUAAAUUUUUAAUAUUUUUCAGUUUGACCAGAAACUGUUUGAAUAAUAAAAAUGUUGUAGUUCAUCAAAUAUAAUUAUUUUUGAUAUGUAAUGAUAAUGAAUGUUAGAACAUAGUUGCAAACUAAGAAAUUUUUAUGGUACUAGCAGAUAUUAGUAGGGCACAGCUUAACUUUUUUUUUUUAAGUGUCUGUGCUAAAGUUAUAAAAAGAGCACCAAGUGCCUGUUCACAUUUCUGAGUAAAAAUGCAUUGCACCAUUUCUUUUUAAUGCUUAAGUUUUUGCCUCUGGUAUGAGGCAGUAGUUAAUGCUUUGGCUGUUGCUCUUGAGAAAAUCACCGGCUACAUACAGUACUAUGCAUAAUAUCUUCUGUGUUUUUCACACAAAAUUAUGCUUGAGAUGCAAUCUUGAGGGGUAGUGUAAAUAAGGAUUUUAUUUUUCAAGCACAGCUGUACAUGAGUAGAGAAUGAAAAUAUAUUAAAUUACUCUU